UUCUUGGUUCACUUUUUUGUUCUUUCCAUUACUACACUCCAUUAAUCUGAGUAUAUGUCCAUGCCUAUAAUCUGUUCAUAUAUACAUGGCAGUGAUAUUUUUCUUCCUUUAGCAGAUUGAAAUCAUUAUUGCAUAUAGUAGGUUUGGAUAUGCUUAGUCAUAUAAUUCAUGGGUUUUUGAUAUUUCCUCUAUGUUCUUUGCACCGGGAGGCUAGAAGAGGAUUAGAGGAAUGCAGUUUCAUGUCGAUUUGCUGUCGCUGGGGAAUUUCGUUGAACACUUCAGGGCAAGGUUCUACUGAGCUUGUCUAGGAAAUCCAAGGGAAUACCUGCAGAGCUGAUUGCAUAUUCUUGUAGCCACGCAUGCAGGAUUAAGUUUGAUGUUUCAUUUGGUUUGCCUCUGGCCAGUUUUUCCUGUUGUUGGCACAUUCUAUGAUCACCACAUCCCAUUUAUAAGUAUAUAAAUGCUGGUCUAUUGUGUGCUUCUAUUUAUUCAUUUAUGCUACUUUAGUGAUGAACGUAUUGGAAAAAUGCCAUAGUGUUAUAGCCUUGCAAGAGGGCUCCAGGCCAUGCCCUUAACAUAAGACUAUAGGUUGUUGCUGAUAUCAUUUGAAGCAGUAAUUAUUUCUCAUGGUUUGGACUCUGGAAAUCUUGGCGCAAGUAACUUCGAUAUUUGUACUGCAAUUUCUGUCUAUUUUACUUGAGAAACUUGAGCCAUAAUUAGGAAUUAGUAGCAAAGGGGAUGUAAAGGUAGCGACGGUGCUAAGCUGGAUGGUUGAGUGCAUAAGUUUUGCCGUCGGAUAUGAAAUUUGCGUAUCUAGCAUAUUGAAUACUGAUUGUUCGUAGGAUUGUAUGUCAAAUGGUGCAAUGAUUUUAAUGGUUCUGACAGUCCAUUUUAAUUGAUACAGAAUCAUUACAACGAGUCCACCCAUUCGAGAAGGAAAUCCCAUCUUUGCUAAACAAGCCAGGGUUUGCAUAGCUUUAUGCUGGGUGACCAAUGCCCAAAAAUGGGUGCUCCAUAUAAAUAUAUAAUUGGGUUGAUACAGAUGCUCAACUGGAGCAUUUGACAAGAUUCUUGGGCGAGGAAAAGGCUUUUGCUGUUGAUACAGAGCAGCACAGUGUUCGGUACUUCCUAGGAUAUACUGCACUAAUGCAGAACUCUACACAGAAGGAAGAUUAUUUGAUAGACACAGUUGCAUUGCAUGAUGUGAUGGGCAUGCUACGUCCAGUGUUUGCCAAUCCUUCAAUGUGUAAGAUAAGUAUGUAACACAUCUUUGUAAUGAAUGUGCAUGUUCACUGCAAAACGCUCAGCCUCUGUAGUCCACUCUUUCAAUAUAGGAAGCCUUUAAGCUCUAUUACAGUACAAGCAAAGAUGCAUGAUGCAAUGAAUUCUAUUUACAUUCCAUUGAAAGAUCUUCCAUGGAGCUGACAAUUAUGUUCUUUGGCUUCAACGAGAUUUUCAUAUUUAAUGUGAAGACUGGGCAAUGCAUAUAAUGUGAUUCUGCAAAGAUUUUCUGUGAAGUGCGGGUAGAAGGUUUGGAGACCUUGGACCAUCUUAGACAACUCGCAAUCCAAGAAUCGUUGUACUGAACAAGGAGAUGCAGUUGUAUUUGAGUCUGAAAUCAAUGACUUUUGGUGUUUUCAUUUGCAUCAAGUGCUCAGGAGCUCAUAGAAGUCUUGGAGUACACAUAUCCAAGGUCUGCAAUCUUGUGUGGUCAAAGAAUGUAAAUGAGCUUGUUAGUACCCACGGAUACUCUCAAAACCAAAUAAUUGUUUGGAGAUAUCCAACAAUGCCUAAGCUUGCCACCUUGACAGGCCAUACAUACAAAGUAUUGUAUCUAGCUAUUUCCCCUGAUGGACAGACCAUUGUUAAUGGUGCUGGUGAUGAAACACUCUGGUUUUGGAACGUGUUCCUAUCUCCAAACUCUCAGAGUUCUGACAGUUUAAGUUGCAUCGGAGAAAAGUAAUUUGCUUGGCUCAUAAGAUUAUUGCAGGCUUGCAGUAUAUGUUGAUGAUCAUGACAUCAUUCCAUUUGCAACACCCAUGCCACCAGGUCAUCAACCAUCAAAGCUAGCCGAAUGUUUUGAGAUAGCAUGAUGCAUUGCGAUGAACUAGCUUGCGAAUCCUUUCAUGGCUCUUUUGCUGGGAGUGUACAUAUUUAUCUGAGCAGAGUGGUGCUGUAGGAGUGAACAUUGCUGAGGCUUUGAAUAUCAGCAUUGUUCCAAUUGAUAAGAAUAUGCCCUCUUGUUUUUGCUCCCUUUUGCGAGUCAAACCUGGAGCUGUUUCUGUAAUCUGCUAGCAGCUAACCUAUUCAAAACACUUACUAACUCAUGAUGCCCAUGUUGGCAUGGUGUAAAAUGAGAAUACAUCUAUUCCAGAUUCAUUGUUACUGUCUUGAAAUGGAGGGCUGAUGUGCCCUGAAUUCACUUGUUUCAUAUUAA
Messenger RNA from Panicum virgatum (switchgrass), 2437 nucleotides. RefSeq names its product protein FIZZY-RELATED 2-like. The transcript is spliced from 9 exons. The coding region runs from base 1595 to 1963 and encodes 122 amino acids. Gene Ontology annotation, cellular component: anaphase-promoting complex. The record is from RefSeq and is a predicted model, not a curated record. Gene Ontology annotation, molecular function: ubiquitin ligase activator activity; anaphase-promoting complex binding; GTPase activator activity. Gene Ontology annotation, biological process: anaphase-promoting complex-dependent catabolic process; positive regulation of anaphase-promoting complex-dependent catabolic process; positive regulation of ubiquitin protein ligase activity. Lineage: Eukaryota; Viridiplantae; Streptophyta; Magnoliopsida; Poales; Poaceae.